Haemonchus placei is the source of this 285-nucleotide messenger RNA. The record is from the annotation of a GenBank genome assembly. NCBI's taxonomy places the organism in Eukaryota, Metazoa, Nematoda, Chromadorea, Rhabditida, Trichostrongylidae.
AUGAUGUCGGAUGACUACGUGUAUCAGGGAUUUGACAGACAACAUGCUGUCGCUUUGGCAUAUUUCGACGUCCUUGAUCGCGUGGCUACUAUGGGCAGAGAUUUGAGGGAGGUCAUUCGUCCUCCUACAGCGGAAAGGCCAGCUCUAUUAGCACUUCAGUCGAUUACGCAAGUUAUGAGCAAAGCGGAUUGCAGCAAUACGAAACUCCGAAUACGAAGCAAAGGGAAGCGGCGGACGACAUUCUUGCCGCUCUGUACAGAACUAAAAACCGAUGCAUUUUCAUAG